Molecule: messenger RNA, 2042 nt
Organism: Cydia fagiglandana
Lineage: Eukaryota; Metazoa; Arthropoda; Insecta; Lepidoptera; Tortricidae
Gene: Eaat1
Product: excitatory amino acid transporter 3
Exons: 9
Coding region: 125-1567 (480 amino acids)
Biological process (GO): L-glutamate transmembrane transport
Cellular component (GO): plasma membrane
Molecular function (GO): neutral L-amino acid transmembrane transporter activity; L-glutamate transmembrane transporter activity; glutamate:sodium symporter activity
Source: RefSeq, a predicted model, not a curated record
CGCCAGCCGCCGGGCUACACGCGCGCGCGCCGCUCCGUGAACCCAAUCACACGUUUACAGUAAUGCUGUGUUUCGUUUAGGUGAUCGUGUCAAUUUUGGACUGAAGUUUUAAUACGAACCGACCAUGCCUGUAGCAACAGGAGGCAUCCGGGCCUUCCUCCGGGAGAACCUCCUCACAUUCCUGACUGUGAUCGGCGUGGUGGCGGGCACGCUCCUAGGAUGCGGGUUGCGGGCUUCGGGGCACGAGUUCACGCGGCGGGAGGUCAUGUACUUCCAGUACCCUGGAGAGCUGUUCCUGAGAAUGCUCAAGUGUCUAAUAGUCCCGUUGUUGGUGUCUUCUAUAGUGUCAGCUAUUGGCUCGCUAGAUUUGAGCCUAUCUGGCAGGGUCGGUCUCCGCGCGAUCAUUUACUACAUGACGACGACGGUGUGCGCCGUGAUGUUGGGCAUCGCGCUGGUCACCACCAUCAAGCCCGGGAUCAGCUCCUCCAACUACCAGCAGCCGAACACCACGAAUAAGGUGCUCACCAAGGACACGCUGACGUCCGACACGCUGCUGGAUCUCAUAAGAAACGUGUUCCCAGAGAACAUCGCUCAAGCAACGAUCGCGUCCUACAGAACUAAACUCACUUACGACGGAAUCGAAAAAGGAGCCAUUAAAGGCCACCCAGAGACAUACAAAAUCGACGGCGAGUAUCAGCCGGGCAGUAACGUGCUGGGGUUGGUGGCGUUCAGCAUCGUGCUCGGCAUCACGCUGGGCAAGAUGGGCGACCAGUCCAGACCGCUGCAGGACUUCUUUCAGUCCAUGUCGGAGGCCAUGAUGAUCAUCACUGGCUGGGUUAUUUGGAUCUCCCCCCUCGGCGUGUUCUUCUUAGUAACAGCCAAGAUCAUGGAGAUAGACUCGUUCUCGGACCUGGUGGGGCGGCUGGGCAUGUACUUCAUGACGGUGCUGCUGGGGCUGUUCCUGCACGGCUUCGGCACCCUCAGCAUUCUGUUCAUCCUGGCCACCAAGAAGCUGCCGUGUCGGUACAUCGCGAAGAUGGGGCAGGUCAUGGCCACUGCGUUUGGAACUGCUUCUAGCUCAGCAACCAUGCCGAUUACGAUAGGCUGUUGUGACGACAUGGGGCUGGACCCUCGCAUCACGCGCUUCGUGAUUCCCAUCGGCGCCACCAUCAACAUGGACGGCACGGCGCUCUAUGAAGCCGUGGCCGCCAUCUUCAUCGCGCAGCUGCGCAAGGUCGACAUGUCUUUCGGCAAGAUUAUUGCUGUGAGCGUGACGGCGACGGCGGCGAGCAUAGGCGCGGCGGGCAUUCCCCAGGCCGGGCUGGUCACCAUGGUCAUGGUGCUGGACACCGUCAACCUGCCCGCCGAGGACGUCUCCAUCAUUCUCGCGGUCGACUGGCUGCUUGACCGAUUCCGGACUACGAUCAACGUGGUGUGCGACGCGUUGGGCGCCAUCAUCGUGACGUCACUGUCGCAGGGCGACAUCGAGAAAACGCGCGCGCUGCAGAACGACCGCGAGGGCGCCAACACGCACGAACUCACCGAGCUGGAGAAGGGCGACCAUUGAACGCCCGUGGGGAAGCCAUUAUAUGCGCGCGAUUGACGUCUCCGAACCAACGUAGAUAUCUAAAGGCUCCAGUACACAGUGGUCAAGGAUGGUCCAUGCCAAGCCAUGCUUUGCAAUGCGCAACAGUAGGCAUAUAUCACGUAGGUGUUCACACAAUGGUGAAUAAAAAAAAAACAAAAAUAAAAAUCAAAAUUGCAGGCUCUGGUUGAUAUAAAUCUAUAAUAAACUGAUAAGUCUCUUCAUUGCUCCACAAUAAUGAGAUUUUGGGCUAUUAACAUUUAAUCAAGCGGUCAAAAAUUCAAGAAACUAAACAAACAAUGGCGACUGGGUGAACACCACAGGCCACGGUACGCCACGAUUCCUUUGAAGUGUGCCAAAAAACCGUCAACUCCCCGAUUGCUCACCACGGCUGACAACUGACGGCAGUCGUCCGCCAUUGCAUACCAUAGCCCCCUGUACACAACGGCCAGGGUGU